Messenger RNA from Ipomoea nil (Japanese morning glory), 2390 nucleotides. Its product is annotated as transcription factor bHLH3-like. Gene Ontology annotation, cellular component: nucleus. Lineage: Eukaryota; Viridiplantae; Streptophyta; Magnoliopsida; Solanales; Convolvulaceae. Gene Ontology annotation, molecular function: protein dimerization activity; transcription cis-regulatory region binding; DNA-binding transcription factor activity. Gene Ontology annotation, biological process: regulation of DNA-templated transcription. The record is from RefSeq and is a predicted model, not a curated record. The coding region runs from base 588 to 2087 and encodes 499 amino acids. The transcript has a single exon.
ACUAUAAAAAGGGAAAACUAACGUUUACUGCAUAAAAUUCCAGUAAAGAAAUAUUUUUUUCUUCACAUUCAAGACAGAUCACAGCGCCUGUGCAGAGAUUAGCAGGUGAUGUGAUUCAGAUCUGAAGCUCACGGAAACUGUGUGACGAAGUCACAUGAAAAUCAGCGCCUUUUUCACGAUACGACCCCGGUUUCCAUCCUUCAUCUCAUUCAGGUAACUGCUUCUUUGCGGUUCAUGUGCGCUCGCCUUUGAUUGCGCUCAAUCCUUCUGCGCAAUCGGAUUUUGGGUGUCCGUGAGCCCCAAAGUUAGCAGAGUUACUUUUUCUGGGUUGAAUUUGCGGUGUAUAUCAGCUUAAAGUUCUCUGUUUUAUCUUCUGCUCAACUCGUUUUUCUUCAAGAACGCGUUUUUAGGGUUGCCCAGUUGUGAAUUUUCAAUUUUUGCAUGCUUUUUUGUUAAGAUUGGUUUGUAUUAUAGGUUUUGGAGGUGGUAGUUGUUGAAAUUAAGGUAUUGUGGUUGUUGUGUUGUGAAUUAAUUGGUGUAGAAUUGGUUUGAAUUAGGAAGUUUUGUUGAAUAGUUUGGAAUUGAAAAUGGGGGAUAAGUUCUGUGUGGAUGACAGUGAUAGGGCUUUGGUUGAAGGGGUGUUAGGGAGGCAUGCUGUUGAUUUCUUCACUUGGUCAGCUUCAAACAAUGUUUUGUCAGAUUUUGUGGCAUCUAGUGGGAGUUUGGGGGUGCAGAGGGAGCUAUGCAAGAUUGUAGAGGAUUCUGAUUGGGCUUAUGCCAUCUAUUGGCAAGUUGCCAAGUCGAAAUCUGGGAAAUCUGCCUUGAUUUGGGGUGAUGGGCAUUGUUCAGAGCUCAAUAGGAGGCUCGGUGAGGAGAUGAAUGUGAAUCAGACAUUAGUGAAUGGGGAUAAGAAGAAACAGGUUCUUCGGAAGAUUUGUGGGUGUUUUGGUGGAUCGGAAGAGGAUAAUGUUGGCAACAAGUUGGAUUUCGUUUCGGAUAUGGAGAUGUUUUAUCUCACGUCCAUGUAUUAUGUGUUCCCGUUUGGUGUUCCUUCUAGUCCUUCUCAGUCGUUUAAUUCCAGUAGAACGAUAUGGGCUGCUGAUGCUAGGAGUUGUUCAGAAAAUUACCAAUCGAGAUCACAUCUAGCGAAGUUGGCCAAGUUCGAGACACUCGUGUUUGUCCCGCUUAAGUUUGGGGUUGUGGAGCUUGGUUCUACAAAAGCAAUUCCCGAAGACCAGAACGUGAUUAAGAUGGUUCAGAAAAUGGUGGUGGUAUCUGCUCAUGCUCCGGCAAAACCAAUUCCGAAGAUAUUCGGGCAAGAACUUAGUCUUGGAGGGGCAAAGUCGUCGUCGGGGCCAAUCAGCAUCAGCUUUGCCCCGAAACUGGAAGAAGAAUUGGGCGGGCAUCCUUCAGAUUCGUAUGACAUAAAUGCAUUAGGUAGUAGUCAAGUUUAUGGGAACUCGUCGAAUGGAUAUCGAAGCGAUGACGGGGACGGGAAACUGCUUCCCGGGGUAAAUCAAGUAAUGGUCGGAGCCCUAAAUUCUGGUUUUGAACAAGCGAGCGAGGAUGCUUUGCUUCAACCCGAUGUUCAGAAACCGAGAAAGAGAGGCCGGAAGCCCGCCAACGGGAGAGAAGAACCGCUAAACCAUGUAGAAGCCGAGAGGCAGAGGCGGGAGAAGCUCAAUCAACGGUUCUACGCAUUAAGAGCAGUCGUCCCGAAUAUCUCAAAGAUGGAUAAAGCAUCUUUGCUCGGUGAUGCCAUUGCAUACAUCACCGAUCUCCAGGCAAGGGUUAGGACGAUGGAAGCCGAGAGGGAGAUCCCAACUAAUCAGCCAAAGCCACUUAGUGUUCAAGAUAUCGAAUUUCAUCAAAGGGCAGAUGAUGCUGUCAUAAGCGUAGGCUGCCCUUUGGAUACUCAUCCGAUUUCUCGAGUUAUAAAGGCGUUUCAAGAACAUCAAGUAACAGCGCAAGAAUCUAGCGUGGCCAUAUCUGAAAAUGGCGAAGUGAUUCAUACAUUCUCUAUCCAAACUCAGGGCGCCCCCGCUGAAGAGAUGAAGGAAAAACUGGCUGCUGCUCUGGCCAAGUGAUUCCGUCGUAAACUAUGUAUUGUACUACAUAGAUCAGGUUAAUCAUGUAUACUAUACAUUUGUUGUUUAUAUAGCAGAAACAUCAUGUUUCCUAGGUUACAGUUGAUGAUUUGCAUAAAACCGAAGAAAUCUUGCUUGCUUGUUCAUCCAGAUUCGCUGCAUGCUUUCUAGAGCAUUUGAUCAAGAACUGUAAUGGAGGCAAUUUUAUAUUCUCCCUUGAUAUAGAUUGCUAGAGGAAUAUUGUUGUGUAGAUUAUGCUCUGCAGUUUCUCAAAGAAUCAGAUUUUGUUACAUUGUGCUUUUA